UCAUUUGGAGAAUUAGUACAUAUGCCAUUACUGGUGGAUCUCACUGUGGAGGAAGGCCAGAGGUUGAAAGUGAUCUGUGGAUCCUGUGCUGGAUUUCAUGCUCUUGAUGUGGAUUCAGGAUCGGUCUAUGACAUUUAUCUACCAACACACAUCCAAUGUAGCAUCAAACCCCAUGUGGACAUCAUCCUCCCCAACACAGAUGGGAUGGAGCUUCUGGUGUGCUAUGAAGAUGAGGGGGUUUAUGUGAAUACAUGUGGAAGGAUCACCAAGGAUGUGGUUCUGCAGUGGGGAGAGAUGCCCACAUCUGUAGCAUGUACUCAAUCCAAUCAGACAAUGGUCUGGGGAGAAAAGGCUAUAGAGAUCCGCUUUGUGGAAACUGGCCACUUAGGUGUGUUUAUGCACAAAAGAGCUCAAAGACUAAAAUUUCUAAGUGAACGCAAUGACAGGUGUUCUUUGCCUCUGUUCAGUCUGGUGGCAGCAGUCAUGUUUAUUUCAUGACUUUAGGCAGGACUUCGCUUCUGAGCUGGUAGAAGCAGUGUGAUCCAGGAUUGCUGGUCUCCAGGGUCUUCAAGGUCCUGAGAACUUGGAAUUCCUUGCAACUGGAACUCAGAGCUGCACUUUAGCAGCCAGGACAGCUGUGUGUGCAGACCUCAUGUGCUUGGGUUCUCUCUCUCCCUUCCUUCCUGCCU
Molecule: messenger RNA, 689 nt
Organism: Galeopterus variegatus (Sunda flying lemur)
Lineage: Eukaryota; Metazoa; Chordata; Mammalia; Dermoptera; Cynocephalidae
Product: mitogen-activated protein kinase kinase kinase kinase 4-like
Source: RefSeq, a predicted model, not a curated record